GUCAAAAUGAAAGUGAAAUCUGUUGAGUCAAAACAUAACCAAGGGCAAAGAUUAUCAUCAUAAGUAAAUAGCUUCAGACCAGCUGCAGUGCACAGGCUCGAGGUUUGCUCUCGGUGCACCAUCCCAGACAACAUUGUUGAACUGUGCUAAAGAGGAUCAACUGAACGGGACUUCAAGUGCCGCUUCUUGCUGGUGUUUCUUUUUGGAUUCAGCAAUCAGCACAAUGGUGGUCCUCAUGGCACUGGAUCCCACUGACAAGCGCAGGAGCACAUUCAGGCUUCGCCAGAAGAUCUCUAAGCGAAGCCUGCGGAAGCAGAAGUGAGCCUAAAUCACAAGCCACAGAAAUACAGCUGAAAGAAAGCCAAGGAGCUAAGAGUGAAGUCGACAGUGAAGACUGCUAAGAAGUCAGGCUGAACAAGAGCCUUCAGGUCUCUUCGAGGAGGCGCUACCGUGGUCUUGAGGAGCUAGUGUGGAAACUAGAAUGGGUCUGUUGAAGCAGAGAACUGGGGCGUGCCAGCUGUAUUGGAGCAUGCUCCUCCUGGCUGCAGGGUCCUUUUUCUUGUUGCUCUAUGCCCUGAUGUGGGAAGCUGGGAACAUCAUCAACCUUCCCCACAAAAGAAUCGGCUUCUACAACUUCUGCCUGUGGAACCAGACGGCUGGAGAGCUGCAGUGCCUAGAAUUCAAGGACCUGAUGGACAUGGGGGUUAACCAGUUUCAGCUAGUGCUGGCAAGGCUCUGUGUAUACACUGUCCAGGUCCUCUGUAGCUUCUCCCCAUUUUUAAUCAUACAGGCCCAAUAUGCAAAGACCAGAGAGGCCUGGGAAGUGACGUUUGUGGUGCUGGGCCUCUCGGCUGCUCUUCUGGCUGGUGGCCUUGGCUUGUUUCUGUGCCAGGCCUGGGUUUGCAUUCAGAUUUCUGAACUCAGUGGGGGUUUCAUGGCACUAGCUGGGGCUCAGGCCCUGCUGCUGCUCCAGCUUUUUGCUGCUGCUAUGUACCUCACGUGGUUCAAGGAGGUUCUUGAAACGGGCAGCCCUUCCCCUGAGGAGCAGCAGGUCUGAAGGCAGAGAGGGAGGAAGACGCAGUGCAAGCUUGUGGGAAUGUACCAAUCAAGUUUUUAUAAUCCUCUGAUAGUCAGCUAGCUCUUGUGGACAGCCUUGGGCCGAAACGCUAUUCUAUGUCUAAGUUUGUCAGGCAGUUCACAGGGCCGUCUUUAGGAUUUAUGGGGCCCAACGCAAUAUUAUUAAACUGGUGCCCCUAUGCGCGACGGCAGCCUGGGCUCGCAGCCUGGGGAGGGAGCGAUGAGGCAGCAAAGAUACCGAGCCACCCGUCCUGCCUCAUGGCAGCAGAGACCCUCGAGCCCUCUCCCUCACACAGAAUGGGCCGCGCUGGCGCCUUCAGCUCUGUGAAUACGGCCGCUGCCUAAGGGCACUGCAGUGCGCGCUGGGUGUGCGGGAGCCGACCCGCUCUUAUCUGCUAUCAUGGGCGGUGGGUGAAGCUGCAGCUUGGGGACACUAGCUCCCCAGCCCAUGGCCCUGCCUAUAUUCCACCCCUGCUCUGCCCUGGGCCCCACCCUCACUCUGCCCAGGCCCUGCCCCCCCUUCCUCUCUUCCCUUCCCUUCCCCGGUCACCCCUUUCCAACCCAAUCCCUGAACCAAAAUGAAGCAAAUGACAUUUGAAAAAAUCACUCUUCUGCGAUUUCUUUCUAAAGAUAAUGGAGCAUGUUUUCCACUGCAUGCCAGAACGUGAAGAUGCAGAAGGUACCUAAUUAAAAGCACUAAACUUGGGAAUAAAAAACAUCAGUCACAGGUUUUUUUGAUAUUCCCUGAAGUUUG
Molecule: messenger RNA, 1831 nt
Organism: Mauremys reevesii (Reeves's turtle)
Lineage: Eukaryota; Metazoa; Chordata; Testudines; Geoemydidae
Gene: TMEM140
Product: transmembrane protein 140
Exons: 4
Coding region: 482-1057 (191 amino acids)
Source: RefSeq, a predicted model, not a curated record